AUGUAUACGAAUAUGCCCCCUCCUCCACGUCGCGUCCCCUUCAACCACCAUGCAAUCAACCACCCCGCCCUCAACCCUGCUAUUGACGUUGUCAACCCUCGACACAUCAUGUCGGAUACGCCCCCGAAGCCUCAGGACCCCGUCAAGCCGCCGUCAUCACCACCACUACCGAGACAGAACGCCAAGGUGACCCCACCAUCGCCGCCAAAAAUCAUCACGGACAAGAGCCAUUCCGUGGAGUUCGUGCGUGUCGGUAUGCUCGGCGAGGGUGGAUUCGCGCGGGUGUACGAAGUCAAGGAUUCUCGCAACAAUCGUUCAGCGUGUAAGGUAGUUACCAAAUCUUCCCUUAAGACGAAGAAAGCCAAGACCAAGCUGUAUGCCGAGAUCAAGAUUCACCGCUCGCUCGACCACCCUAACAUUGUACGCUUCCAGGAAUGUUUUGAGGACGAUGAGAACGUCUACAUGACACUUGAGCUGUGCCAUAACGGCUCUCUUAUGGACAUGCUCCGCCGGCGACGCCGCUUCACGGAGCCAGAGUCGAGAUUCUUCAUGGUACAACUGAUCGGAGCGUGUCAUUACAUGCACACGCACCAGGUGAUCCACCGGGACCUAAAGCUGGGCAACAUUUUCUUGGACAGGAACAUGAACGUGAAGGUUGGCGACUUUGGGCUCGCGGCGUUGAUCGAGAACCCGGGCGAGCGCAAGAAGACGAUCUGCGGUACACCAAAUUACAUCGCGCCUGAGGUGCUGUUCGACACCGCAAAUGGCCACAGUUUCGAGGUCGACACGUGGUCGAUCGGUGUCAUCUUGUACACCCUCGUGAUUGGUCGUCCGCCGUUCCAGACGAAAGACGUGAAGGCGAUCUACAAAAGGAUUCGGGACAACGAGUACGAGUUUCCAGCAGACCGCAUAGUGUCACGCGCAGUGCAGGAGCUUGUGCAGCAGACCCUCACGCCGGAUCCUCAGCAGCGUCCGACGUUACACGAGAUCGUUGACCACGAGUGGUUCACGAGGGGCAUUGUGCCAGGAUAUAUUCCCACGACUGCUCACGAUGGGGCGCCAGACUGGAAACAUAUUACUCGCGACAUCUCGGAGGCAAAUCUCAAGCGCUUGAGACGGAACGCGAAGCUCGAUGAAGACCAAGUUACGAACAUCGCUGUUCCGUCUGCACCACCUCCAACAGCCCUUGCUUCAGGUGCGGCCCCAAAUGCUGCCAAGUACAAGGGCGUAUCGUCGCAUCUUGCGCAACAGGAGAAGGAGUUCCAGAAGGCAAUCCAGCCCGGGAGUCCAAUCUCUGCCCUACUCAGCUCCGCUCGCACGCCGCUCAUGGUCGCACCGGCGACUGCGCGUGGCGAAAACCCAGUUUUUCGAAAGUUACAGGCUGUGUCGGCUGUGAGCCGUUCGCCAGCACGCGUACGUCUGCAGAACAUCGACGAAGAGGACGAUGGGAGUGCAAAGAGGGAAGAGGCACGGAAGAAGGAGCUCGAGUCGCAGAAGGCCCGGAUCGUAGCGCAAAUGGUUCCUGGGAGUGCGGCACCAUCCGCGUGUGGGCAGGAGGACCAGGAGAACAUCCCACCCCCUGCUGCACGCGGCGAGCUUCGAACGCGCGAACGCCCGCGCGAGAAGGUGUACGAGAAGGCUCAGGACGUACCCGUAGCGGAUACCGGUCUACCUUCUUCUGGAAGCCUUCCACUCCGUGUCAACGGAUUCGACGCGGCGGCCCAGACACUUACCGCCGCGUUCGACGCCAAGGCGGCCGGCAGGCUGUUUAGAGACCCGCGUGAGGAUGCUGCGUUGCCCGACCCAAACGUGUUCAUUGCGUCUUGGGUUGAUUACUGCAACAAGUAUGGCAUGGGCUAUGCGCUGACCGACGGAUCUGUUGGCGUGCAUUUCAAUGAUAGCACGACCAUGGUUCUCUCUGCGGAUAAGCGGCACUUCGAUUACAUCUCUUCGCGUCGCCAGGGUUCGGUGUACGUCCGGAAGAACUGCACUGUAUCCGAGUAUCCGGAGGAGCUCAAGAGCAAGGUAUACCUCCUCAAGCACUUUGAGCGAUAUAUCAUGGACAAGCUUUAUGGCGAGUACGACUACACGUUCAAGGACCUCGACCGGACGAAAGGCAUGGACUUCGUCCAGAAGUACUUGCGUAUGAAACACGUGAUAGUGUUUAAGAUGAGUCAUGACGUUCUACAGUUCAACUUCUACGACCACACAAAAGUCAUUCUCUCUUCGCAGGGUUUACUCAUCACGCACAUUGACAAGAACUACAAGCUCACACGGUGGACUCUCGCCGAGGUCAUGGCCCUAGCGCUUCGCCCUCCUGCUACUGAUCCUGACCAAGCGAAGUUCAACCAGCGUCUGCUGGACAAGCUCAAGUACUGCAAGGAGGUGCUGGUGUCCAUCCAGAACGCGAGCGCUACAAUAGGUCAGCCCGCAAACGGUCAAAUAGAAGGCGGUGCCACCGUAGAUCCGGAAGGCUUCGCAAUGCCGAGAGCAGUCCCUGCGAUGAGUGCGCGAUCAUCGAAGACAUCUCUGCGGUAA
This is a messenger RNA of Postia placenta MAD-698-R-SB12, 2538 nucleotides long. RefSeq lists its product as hypothetical. NCBI's taxonomy places the organism in Eukaryota, Fungi, Basidiomycota, Agaricomycetes, Polyporales, Adustoporiaceae. The transcript has 5 exons. Gene Ontology annotation, cellular component: centrosome; nucleus; spindle pole body. The record is from RefSeq and is a predicted model, not a curated record. Gene Ontology annotation, molecular function: ATP binding; protein kinase activity; protein binding. The coding region runs from base 1 to 2538 and encodes 845 amino acids. Gene Ontology annotation, biological process: protein phosphorylation; regulation of protein localization to mitotic spindle pole body; regulation of cytokinesis.